AUGGUGACUGCUUACUGGAGCUCCGGGCUCGGCGUGGAGCUCGCACAUUGGCUCAGGCCGCAGCAGGCAGGAGCAAUAGAGCUCCGAUCAGCCGGCAGCAUGGAUGGAAAGCACAGCGCUGACCAGGGUCAGUUGACUAAGGGAAAAAAAGCGAAUUUCGAACUUAUUUUGGUCCACCUGGAUCUAAAAGGAGCACCGCCCAAAGUGUCAUAUCUGGCAGAGAUAUUUCCCCUUUUCUCAUCCCUUGGAGCAAAUGGACUGCUGAUAGAAUAUGAAGACACCUUUCCAUAUUUCGGGGAGCUGCUCCCUUUGCGUGCUGCCCAUGCUUACAGCCCUGAGGAAAUCUGUGAGAUAUUAAGUCUGGCAAAGCUUCACAACUUGGAAGUCAUUCCAUUAAUACAAACAUUUGGACACAUGGAGUUUGUCCUAAAGCACAAGGAGUUCUCUCAUCUUAGAGAAGUCCCAACUUACCCAAACAGCUUGAACCCCCAUAAAGCAGAAUCCCACCAGCUGAUUCGGGCCAUGCUGCAGCAGGUGAUGGACCUGCACCCAGACAUCCAGUGGCUCCAUAUCGGUUCUGACGAGGUCUAUUACCUUGGUGAGGGUGAAGAAUCCAAGUUGCUACGUACAGAAAGAUCCCUCACUGUCGUAGAAAUCUUCUUGUCACACCUCCGAGCUGUGGCUACGCAUGUAGUGUCCACAUUUCCGGGGGUAAGACCCAUCGCCUGGGAUGAUAUGCUUCGCGAAGCCAGUGCAUGCACACUCACAGAGUCCGGAGUCCCGUCUCUGCUGCAGCCUAUGAUAUGGGACUACACCGCAAACCUGGAUGUUGAAAACAGAAUCGCUCUGGUGGAGAAGUACCAACAGUGUGGCUUUCAGAAGAUCUGGUUGGCGAGUGCUUUUAAGGGGGCCACAGGGACAAACCAACAGCUCACUCACAUUGCCCAUCACCUGGAGAACCACAGACAUUGGCAGCAGGUAGCGGAGGCAGUGCCACAGAGCAUCCUACAGGGGAUGGCAUUAACUGGAUGGCAGAGGUACGACCAUUUCUCGGUACUGUGUGAGCUGCUUCCAGUUGCGAUUCCAUCUUUGGCUGUGUGUCUGCAAUUCCUAAAACAUGGUUCCUGCUCUGAGCAAGUGAUUGGCUCCGUGAAAAGCAUCCUGGGAAUGCCACAGUUGGAGAUUGAAAACUUUGUAAGCGAGCCAACGGGGAGUUUUCCUGGUAGUGAUCUUCUAACUCUCAUCACGCAAAUCAUUUUUUUCUUGAAGACGUCUGUGAAAGAUUUUCUGGAAGGGAACAGGUUUGUCACAGGCUGGUUCAGUCCUUACCACCGGAAGCGGAAAAUUGUUCAUCCAAUAAUGGUGCAGCAGAUCCAGCCAGAGGCGAUAAGCCUCCUGUCAAGAUGGACGCCAGUAAUGGAAGCAGUACAGGCAGCGUUGCUUAGUAUCUAUCCCAUGAGUACAGCUACGGAAUGGAUGGAAGAGUAUGCCCUGCCGUGUUUCCUGGAAAUUCAGGAACUUGUGAACGACUUGAACACUGCUCUGGGGAACGUAGAGUAGAUCCGUACUCUCUACCGUUACAACCAGCAGCGGAGCCUUCAUAUUUACUGA
Molecule: messenger RNA, 1611 nt
Organism: Pelobates fuscus (common spadefoot toad)
Lineage: Eukaryota; Metazoa; Chordata; Amphibia; Anura; Pelobatidae
Gene: HEXD
Product: hexosaminidase D
Exons: 13
Coding region: 1-1560 (519 amino acids)
Biological process (GO): carbohydrate metabolic process
Molecular function (GO): hexosaminidase activity
Source: RefSeq, a predicted model, not a curated record